AUGACCGACUCGAAUAACUCCACACCUACUGGGGAUGAAGGCCCCUUGAAGUCUCUUCAACAAACCGUCUUGACCGGGAAGAAGAGACGCCUGCCGCCGUUUCUGGACCAUUUCAACGCGCGCGACCUGAAGAUCCUAUGUCGCUGCUGGAUUGCGGCCUGGGUGGCCUGCUUAUUGUUUCUAAUUACUCCCUCUCUAACGAGCUUGGGAACUGCGACUUUCUUUGCCUGUCUGGUUCUGUUGAUGCUCCCCCCGAGCAGUGUGGUCUUCAUUUACCUUCUUGGAGCACUCUCCCUGUAUCUGGGAAUCUGUUUAGCGUGGGUAUGGGGCGUUAUCACAACGAAGGCCGCUUUGGCGGCCAGGCCGGCAGCCGAUACGCAGGCGCAGUUGAUGGCGUUGCAACAAACCGCGCAGCAACGAGCCAAUGCGACCGGGGAACCAGUCGCCAGCGUGGCUCAGGUGUUGGUCUAUGAUGGACACAUGCUGGAUGCACGCGUGACUGCCGUGACUUACUGUCUCAUUUGCACAUUCAUUUAUUUCAUGGCUCGUCUCCGGGCCAGUAACCCCAAAGCGACGUUCACGGCAAUAUUCGCAAUCAUCAUCUCGGACCUGUUUCUCCUCUUCACGCCACUUCUACCGUCGUUCUCUGGCACUCUGCCUCUCACGCUGGCCAAACCGGCAGGCGUCGGCAUCGGCCUGGGAUUCGCAUGCUCGGUGCUCUUCUUCCCGCAGUCGACGUCGCGGAUUGUCCUAGACAGCAUGGGCGAUAUCAUCGAGCUGCUGACGCAUCCUCUGGCUUUCACCAUGGCCACUCUGGGACAACGGAACCCGGACCUGGACGUCGAACAGUUGCGAAAGACACAAGCCAGCAUCAUCGGCGAAUAUCGCAAAAUGGAGCCCGCGCUGGCGUUUCUCCCGCUGGACUUCUCCAUCGGGUGUUGGGGUGCGCAGAAUGUCGGAACCUUCAAGGAACCCCUCCGACAGGCCGUCGUUGCCAUUCUCUCAGUGCUCGAGUUUCACAUUAACCAGCUGUCUGGGAGAGCGCGCGCGAAAGAGGUCUUGCUUAAAUAUGUGGAUCAGAUUGAGUCAGAGAAAGCCGAGACCAAGGGAUCACGCGAAGUGGGACGUCAUCAGCUGUCGCAGAUGGCGAGGCUGCUUGAUGGGCUGCGUAAUUCCGAGUCUGAUUCCAUUCCGGAUGAAACGUUGCAAGCUUUGAUUGGUAGUGCAUCUGAAGCGAUUGAAGCCACUGUUGUGGCGCUAGGAGCAUCGAGGGAUUGCGUUCGCAUGGCGAAUCGUCAAACCUGGUACUGGCGUCCAUCCCAUGAGGACCGGGCGCGACUGAGCGAGCAAAGCCAAAGAGCCCUCGAGGAUAUUCGUGCGAUGCGUAGCACGUUCAUUAAAAACACAACCGAGAUCCUGAUCAACGAAUUUGGUCCGUCGUUGGACAGUACCUUAGACGAUGCGGCUCACGGUCACCGGGUCAGAGGCAUCGUGUUUGCGAUGGUAUUCGAAGAACUUUUGUCCACCGCGAUGGAUCGGGCAGAAACCCUCCUGGCUCAAGUUCUCGACAACUUUCAGAAUUCCCAGAGCACACGCGUGUGGUGGCCUAUGAGCCUGAAAUCGUUCGGGUCAUGGUUAGCAGGCAAGGGAAACAAGGCUCCUGCCAUGACCCAAGCAGCCGACGAUGACCCAGACCAGCAGGCAGACCAGACAAAACUAGUUCAGGAGAAGCUGCGAAUUAGUCGUGGAUACCGUACGAAGCGCCGUGGCUUCGUUAGUCGAGCAAUUCUAGGCACAUACCAUUGGUUCACCUCGAAUGAAGGGCUGUACGCCUUGCGCACGGUCGUGGUCACUAUCGCACUCGGCAUUAUUUCGGCCCUGCCCAGCACCGCUGGGUUCUACUAUCGCGAGAAAGGCAUGUGGGCGUUGAUCAUGGCGCAAACAGGACUUGUACCUUACAUGGCAGACUUUACCUUCUCCGUCAUCGCACGAGUUGCAGGGACCGUUAUCGGUGGCGUGCUGGGCCUGUUGGCAUGGUAUAUCGGUUCCGGCAUUGGACCAGGUAAUCCAUACGGACUGGCGGCUAUUUUCGGCGUCAUGCUCUUUAUAUUCCUUUGGGCUCGUCUUUAUCUACCCCCAAACCUCCUCCAAGGCGGAAUCAUGGGUGGCGCCACCUUCCUGCUCGUGGUUGCAUACAGCUUCAAUGACACCCACACCCCGACCUACGGCAACCCGGGCGUCGGCUACACCGUCUUCUGGCGGCGCCUCCUCCUCGUCCUCAUCGGCAUCGGCGCCGGCACCAUCGUCCAACUCUUUCCCCACCCGCCCUCCGCCGCCAAACACAUCAGCAAGACGCUAUCCACCACCAUCCGCACCAUCUCCGACCACUACGCCCUCGUCCUCUCCUGCUGGGGCCAGGACCACCAAACGGACGGCCAGAUCCUCGCCGGCCCGAUAUCCCUCCGCAUGGCCGAGUCCCUCGUCAUGCUAGACGGCCCCAUCCAGCUCCUCCGGUACGAGUUCUCCAGCUCCCGCUUCGACAGCUCCAGCAUGGAGCAAGUGAAACGCCUCUGCCACGGCCUCAACCGUAACGUGGGCCGACUGCUCGCGCUCUCGGCGUCCCUGCCCCGCGAAUACCGUGAUCGAUUAGCGCAGCUGACGGGUCUCCUUGAUCAUCGCUGCAUCGGCGAGGUCAUGGCUGUGUUGAGCGUUUGUGAACAGGCGCUUAAGACCGGGGAUGCGCCGCCGGAGCUGCUGCCGACGCCGUUGGUGCGAAGGUCGAUGGAGUAUUGGCGCGCGCAUUCUUUGGAUUUGAUACUGUCGCCGGAGAUGCUGCGGGAUGAGAAUUAUCGACGGUAUUGUGUGGGGAUUAGUGCGUAUGUCAAGUUUUUGGAUACCGUUGAUCAGCUGGUGUUGGUUAUUAAGGGGGUGUUGGGGGAGUCGCAUUUGGUUGAUUGGGAGGAGGUGUAGUGUGGUUUGGGAUGUAAUUGUACGAGGUGUUGAAAUGAGGAAUUGGUCAUAGUUGGGGCUUUGUAGAGGG
Aspergillus steynii IBT 23096 is the source of this 3040-nucleotide messenger RNA. RefSeq lists its product as uncharacterized. Lineage: Eukaryota; Fungi; Ascomycota; Eurotiomycetes; Eurotiales; Aspergillaceae. The record is from RefSeq and is a predicted model, not a curated record. The coding region runs from base 1 to 2970 and encodes 989 amino acids. The transcript has 4 exons.